Molecule: messenger RNA, 937 nt
Organism: Acomys russatus (golden spiny mouse)
Lineage: Eukaryota; Metazoa; Chordata; Mammalia; Rodentia; Muridae
Gene: Ppif
Product: peptidylprolyl isomerase F
Exons: 6
Coding region: 98-718 (206 amino acids)
Biological process (GO): cellular response to hydrogen peroxide; protein peptidyl-prolyl isomerization; regulation of mitochondrial membrane permeability involved in programmed necrotic cell death
Cellular component (GO): mitochondrion
Molecular function (GO): peptidyl-prolyl cis-trans isomerase activity
Source: RefSeq, a predicted model, not a curated record
GCGGCGCAGGGCCUUCGUAACGCUUCCUGGGUCGUACGACCUUGGUUGUGGCUCCAGUGAGUUCUUCCGCGCGCCCUCGCCCGGACCUGCUACUGCGAUGUUGGCUCUGCGUUGUGGCCCCCGCUUGUUCGGUCUACUCACCGGCCCGCGCUCCGCGCCGCUGCUUCUCUCCGCGACCCGCGCCUGCAGCGACGGCGGAGCCCGCGACCCGAACUCAUCCUCCCGGAACCCGCUUGUGUACUUGGACGUGGGCGCCGAUGGGCAGCCACUCGGCCGCGUGGUUCUGGAGCUAAAGGCAGAUGUCGUGCCAAAGACAGCAGAGAACUUCAGAGCCCUGUGCACUGGUGAGAAGGGCUUCGGCUACAAAGGCUCCACCUUCCACAGGGUGAUCCCAGCUUUCAUGUGCCAGGCUGGCGACUUCACCAACCACAAUGGCACAGGAGGCAAGUCCAUCUAUGGGAGCCGCUUUCCUGACGAGAACUUCACGCUGAAGCAUGUGGGGCCAGGUGUCCUGUCCAUGGCAAAUGCAGGCCCCAACACCAAUGGCUCUCAGUUCUUCAUCUGCACGAUAAAGACAGACUGGCUGGAUGGCAAGCACGUCGUGUUCGGCCAUGUCAAAGAGGGCAUGGAUGUUGUAAAGAAAAUAGAAUCUUUCGGCUCAAAAAGUGGAAAGACAUCUAAGAAGAUUGUCAUCAUGGACUGUGGCCAGUUAAGCUAACUUACAGCCAAGGUGCUAGGACAGUAGCAGCCAAGCAGCCACCCGUGUGUCAAUUCAUCCGGGUACUCCAAAGAACUGUUUGUGCCCACACCCCCUUACUGAGUAUGAGGAAGGCCACAUGGUCCUCCACAGGACCAACUGCUCUCAACUCUCUGUCCUUCCUCAGAUCCCAUAUCUGAGCAUCAGUGUGGCCAUCGGGCCAUGUACCCUCAACAAGUG